CUAACAUUUUUUACUACACUUUGAACCUCAAAUAAGAAUGAUGAACUAAUUUAAAAAGACCAUUUAAUAUCAAUGCAAUGGCUUCUAAGAUAUACAGUGGCUAAUUCCGGCUUGUUUGAUCUUAAAGUCAUGCUCUUAAACUCUUUUAAUCCAUCUGACUAUUUGACUCUCCGGGUUCUUGAACUACAUCAGCCACUUAACACCUGCAGGAUCGCUUCGGAUUAAAAAUUUCUUUUCAUUGGUAAAAGUGUUCUACACACUUCACAACUGCCUGGAUUUAUCUUCUCUUGACGCAGUAAUUUGGCUCCGGUUUGAAGAUUACUUUAAUAAAAUAAACCUUUAAUUCCCGCAUUACUGAAAUCGAUGAAACUUCUACCGGCUUCCUGGGAGUCAGCGAUUUCAGUGACAAAAGUAUAUGGAAAGCCCUAGUAGCAGAAUGCCUGGGAACCUUCAUUUUGGUACUUAUCGGUACAGGUUCUUGCAUAACCAUGGGUAAUGCACCAGCUGAUGCAGCUCAAAUUAGAAUCGCCUUCACGUUUGGACUGACAGUAGCUACUUUAGCGCAGGCAAUCGGACACAUCAGUGGUUGUCACAUAAAUCCAGCUGUCACAUUCAGUCUUCUUCUUACUGGAGAUGUCAAACUAGUCAAGGCAGUUUGCUACGUGGUCGUGCAGUGCGUCGGAGCAAUUGGUGGGUCAGGUCUAUUAAAAUUAAUAGUUCCAGACGAGAGGGUAGGAGGAUUCGGAGUAACAAGUAUCGGUGACAAAUCACUUUCACCAGUACAGGGUAUGAUCAUGGAAGCCAUCUUGACGUUCCUGUUAAUCUUCGUCAUACACGGAGUGUGCGACUCGUACAGGAAAGACAUCAAAGGAUCUGCUCCACUAGCUAUCGGGUUAGCCGUAGUUGCCGCUCAUUUGGUCGGUAUCCAAUUUACGGGUUCCAGCAUUAACCCAGCUCGGUCUUUCGGUCCAGCUGUCAUUAUGAAUUCCUGGGAAAAUCAUUGGAUUUACUGGGUAGGUCCUUUGGCGGGGGCAGCAGUGGCGGCCGUUUUCUACAAACUUUUAUUUAAAGUUCACAAAGAAGAAUCAUAUGACUUGUAAAUCGAAGAAUCCUCACACCGAAUUACAUAGCUAUUGAAGAUACUAAUUUUAUUUUAUAUUUUAUUUUUUUUAUUUAAAUAAAUAGUUUUUAAUGUCUA
This is a messenger RNA of Psylliodes chrysocephalus, 1198 nucleotides long. Lineage: Eukaryota; Metazoa; Arthropoda; Insecta; Coleoptera; Chrysomelidae. The record is from the annotation of a GenBank genome assembly.